Molecule: messenger RNA, 5283 nt
Organism: Symbiodinium natans
Lineage: Eukaryota; Dinophyceae; Suessiales; Symbiodiniaceae
Source: the annotation of a GenBank genome assembly
AUGAUUCUGCAUUUAGUUCUGGCUGCGUUGGUCACCUUUGUGGCCGUUGUAGCGAUUUGGGUCCUGGAUAAACUGGCCGACCUGGAAGCAACUGGCGAGGAACUAGACCAUGCCAUCAUACAGGUCAUUGGCGGGAACUCUAUUCUGGUGGGCUUUGCGUUCGAGCCUUGGAACGACUUUGCCGUUGAUGUCAGGCAACAAAUGCCCGAGCGAGCUAUUCUUGACACACCGCAUGUGAAACGUCAUCGGGGCAAGCCACGGACGGCUGCAGACGCACAAGCUGACGACCUCACAGAAGGAGAUACCGCCGUACCGGACCACGCCCCGGGAGACGCAGGAGAUGCUAUGUCCAAGUGGAGCGACACUGAGAAACUUCUUUUCCAGAUUUCGGAGUUCAAAUCUCUUCGUGUCUUCAAACUGAGGGCGAGCUUUCGGGGUCGACAGGUUCCAGUGAAGCGCGAGUGCGUCUUCUCAACCCAUUGCAAGCCAUUGCAAGAGGAGCAGUGCUUCGAUCGUGCCAUCGAGGUCAUUGACGUGUCAGUGGUUUAUGGCCUGAGACGCAUCCAUCUGAUUACUGUCUGCGUUUUCGAGCGUGAGCUGUUGAUGCAUGCCAAACGCAAGGCGCUUCUUUCCAAGAAUCCACGUGUCGUGCAGGAUGUCGAGGGGUGGAAGUUCGGGUUCGUCAUUGACGGCAGCGAUACCAAAUGGGGAAAAGUCUUCAAGAGCAAGCGCUGGCACUGGCUUAUGCACAGGGCCGGAAUCCAAGUGAUUGGUUUCAAGAAGCCGUCAAUGCUGUCAAUGCAGAAGAGGGACAAGAACCACGGCAUGGCCUUCCAGAAGCGUCGCAAGGAAAGAGGAUUGUUCAAGAUCUUGCAGAAGGAAAAGGUCCUGUCCAUUUCAGACGGCUGGCCAGAUGCUUCUCCUGCCAAGGGUGGUGACCUGAAGUUUGUAUAUGGUGGAGGUGCGGACCUUCAGCAGCCUUUACUGCAAGACUCUGACCUUUCCAGCCUCAACCGGUCAGUCUCCGUGCUGCACAGGCGCAAGUUUCGAACCAAGCAAGCCUGCGGAAGCUUGGCAGAAUUUCAGAAGCCUGAGAUGGCCCAGCUUAGCGAAAGGAUCUCGAACUUAGCCACCCUGGCGGCAGAGGUACCCGACCUGGGAAGUCCCUUCCUGAGGCUGUCUUUAAAUUCCUUAAUCGUUGGAUUGAAAAGGCAAGGUCUCCUGCAUGAGCUUUCGUUGGUUGCUCUCAAGAACUGCACCACCGGUUCGCAUGACAGUCCAGAGACAGUCCGCCGCUUGCACAAUGAUGUGGAGACACUGGCAGAUGCAGAGCAGGGCCGUGAGGUUGCAGGUGUGGACCUGCAGCUGGAGAUGAAUCUUCGUCAGAGCUGUAGAGGCCUGAGCCAUCUCACGGGGGAGCCGUUGCCUCAGGCCGUUGGCCCGGGAGACUCGGUCAGCUCCGGAGCAGUGACCAUUGAUGGGGCACUGCUGCUUGAGGUUCAGCGAGAGGCUGGAGAGUCCACGUUGCAGCGCUUGGCCAAGCUCACUUCAGGAGCCAAGGCCUCGCGGCCGAAGCUGGUCACCCUCGUAGAUGCCGUGGCAGACCGCUGGUCCUUCGCAGUGGUGAUUUCGACUCUGAUUGUCGCGGCACUGCCACCACUUCUGUGGCAGGCACCGAUGGGCGCGUCGCUGUACCGCGCGCUGGUUUGGCUCAUCACGGCAUCCCCAUGUGCGUUGAUUCUGGCGACGCCUUUGGUGUACGUCUCUGGCCUCUCUGUAGCUGCGGCGAAUGGGGUACUCCUGAAGGGGGGCCGUACUUUGGAUGCUUUGGCGGUCGCAAGCGGAGUAGCGUUCGACAAGACCGGGACACUUACUACUGGCACUCCAGUUCUGCAAAGUGUGGAGGAAGUCAUGGACAAGUCCGUGCAGACUCAGGGGGAGAAGGCAGUGGACCAUGUGGACCCCUUGCUUUGCGCUGCUUCCCUUGGACGCCUCUCAGUUCAUCCAGUAUCAAGGGCAGUCGUGGCCGCAUUGCCAAAAGGAAAGACUCCACUUCAGGUUGCAGGUUUCCAGAUGGUUGCCGGCGCUGGUGUCACUGGAGACCUGACGCCAAGUGAGGUCAUGGGGCGUCCUGAAUUUGUCGCCGGCCAUUUGGAAGGCUUUGGUGCAGGCGCUGCGCUCACGAACAGUCAAGGGUGCCAAGACUGGCAGCGUCGUGAUGGCCAUGGCUCUGCAGGAGCCAAAUCAGGAGAAGGCUUGCUCUGCGGAAGGGGAGAUGGUGGCCCCGACCCGCCCCAUGCCUCUGACUGCUGGCACUUUGGACGUGAGUCACGUAAGCGUGAACCGCAGCCGCGUGUACAGGUGGCUCGGGGAGGUCCCGUGUACAUGCUCACUGGCGAUCGCCAUUCCAACGCGAUGAGCGUCGUUGAUCAAGUAGGCGCAGCCAACUUUGACUCAGUGCAUGCCGACUUGAGACCAGAAGACAAGCUUGCAAAGGUGAAAGAGUACGACGCGCUCCUUCGAGAGACAUCUGGAAAGGGUUCGUGGCAAGCAUGGCUUCUCGGCUUCCUCGGUGUGUCCAUGGGUGGGCUCGUCAUGGUCGGAGAUGGGAUCAAUGAUGCUCCUGCGCUGGCUGCUGCGACUGCUGGAAUUUCCUUAGAGGCGCAGAUGGACGGAGCGUUGCAGAGCAAUGCUGUCGAGGGAUCGGAUGUUGGGCUCCCGUUGAUUCCAGAGCAUGGCUACGAAGCAAGUGGCUUGGCUUCUCGCUUUGGCCAGAAAGACGAGGACAAUCAUCACUCAGAACAUAUGCCCGGAGCUCACAGCCUCUACGACAUGCGCAGGUGCUACUUUGCAACUGUUUUUGACACAUUGCCGCGGUGCCAGGUCUUGCUCUUGGAUCCAUACUGGGUGCGUGGCUUUGCGAGCUUGAAGAAUGCCUCUGUGGCUGGGAGUUCUGCUGCACGAGGGCACUACUAUGCUGGUGGUGCGCCUUCCCCGCUACGGUACAUGGAAGACACGUUCAGGAGUCUUAGCCGCGUGUAUUAUGCAGCCUUGAAGCUUUGUAACCUUUGUUAUGCCUGUAUUCCCGAUGUCCAGUGUCGCAAGUGCAUCGCAGGUGGGGCGUACCCUCAGGUGCAAGUACUGUCCAUGGCAGAUGCUGCCGCCCUCUUAGAGGAAAAAGCAGAGGACGAGAGCACAGUGUUGAGUGAAUGGUGCGAGAUCAUUCAAGUGAACGGCAAGAACGACAAAGCCAGGCCAUCCGUACCCGACAUCCUCGCUCCAACCGCGUUUCGUGGUUGCGGGAUCGGGUGCAUGGACAUUGAGAGGCUGAAUUUUCACGAGCCCAUGCGAUCGGGUGAAGGGAUGUGGCAGAAGGCAGUGCAGGGAAGUCACAGCGGUCACUGUACGACGUGCCCAGGGGCAGUUCUGAUCUCCUUCAGCUUCCUCGAACAUGCCCGGCUCAACACCUUCAACUUAUUCUUUGUGACACAUUUAGCUAAUGAACAUGGCUGCGCGAUCCUACCUCAGGCUGUUUGGCAGGAUCCACUUAUGGUUCCAUUGGCUCCUGUAGCAAACGGCCGCUGUGCUGCAAAGGAUUGCAAAGGAUUGCAAAGGAGCACUCAGCAAGCACUCAGCAUGUCUGAGCUUGCAACGCCUGACUCGGCCGGACAGUUCAAGAAGAAUCAACUGUUUUUCCCGUCGAAGGGAGUCUUGAUCUCGAUGGGUCUUGCUGCUGCCACGUCAAGGUUUUGGGUCCGCGAAGCAGAGCAUACAAUCUGGCUUCUGAUGGUGUUGAUGUUCAAGUGGCCUGAGAUCACUGACAUCUUGGCGAACUGGGAUCAGGUCCUGCAGUCUUUGGAUCGAGUGCAAGCUUACACAGCUGCUCGCACCAAUGAGACUGCUACACGGCUGACAGAGAUAUGUAAAGCUGAGCGUCCGCCUCUUUUUGGCGAAAGUUCGGAGGCUCUGCGAUGGCAGGCCCAGCAGAAGAGGUCGCCAAGACGGAGAGAGAUGCGAGGAAUGCUGCCUAAUUUGGAGCAGGAGUCGGCCGCUCUGGCAGCUCAUCAAGCUACAGACAGGACUGCAGAUCGGGAUCUGCGGCAGCCGCGGCAGAUGCAGCAGCUCCUGGAGCGCUUCGAAAAACACCUUGCAAAGCAGGCAAGGGAGCAGUUGCUGGAAAGUGUCUUCGCGUUGUGGCGAGAGGUAUGCAGUCGAAGACGGACAGAAGACAGCCACAAAGAGGGCAAGGCUUGGGUGGACCGUGUCACGGCGUCCCUGGAACAGGAGCGUCAAGCUGUGUCAAGGCUCUGCAGGCAACGCCGUGAACGUUGUGAGGCGGCUUUGCGCUCCUGGCAGGAGGUUCAGCAGCGACUACUGAUCAGUAGCGUGUUCAACGCAUGGACAGCGGUUCAGAAACAUGCUUGCGACGAAGUGCGGGAGCUGGCACAUCUCAACCAGGACGAGGAAGUCCGCAAACUACGCAGUGAGCUGGAAGUAUCAAGGGCUGCUCAAGAGGAGACCGAGGCUCUGGCAGCUCAGCGUUUGGAGUUCCUCACCAAGGCUGAGGAGGCAGCAGAGGUGGCUAGAGCCCAGACACGCAGCUUGCAAGCAACGGCCGAACAGACAACAGCCGAAUUGCUGACUGCCAGGACUCAGUUGAGCGAAGCACAGCAGAACCUCUGCAAAGCUGAAGCAGAGCUGACUGCUGCUCAACAGGCCUGCCACACUGCUCAGGAGCAGCAAACAGCUACUGAGAAGCAACUUCUGCAGCUACGAACAGCUUCCUCCAGGGAGAGCGCAUCCGAGUCGCACAGGCUACUGACGGAUUUGACAAUCAAGUUGGCACAAGCUGAAGCAGAUACUGCAGAAGCCAGGACCCACGCAAGCCAAAGCAAUGCUGAGACGCAGCAUUUGCAUGCUGCACUGGCUGAUGCACGACGUGAGCUGGAGAUUGUUUAUGGCCUCCUCUCGAACUCUGAAGGGGCUCAUCAAGACACGCUGCGCCACCUCAAGGGAACCAUCAGGGAUCGCGAGCUUGCGAUGGCACACUUGCGCCAUCUUCUGGAAAGAUUGCGUGAGCCGCCGUCACCCACGAAGGAGGAUGAAGACCUGAAGAGGCGAGCAGCGGAUACUCCCUCGGUCAGCACGCCUGGGAUUCAGUCCUGCUUGAGCUUGCCGAGCCUCUCAACAGUGUCCUCCCCACAGAGCGUGCAAACGGUCAAGAGCAGGACAGGCAAAGAUAUCGAAGACCGCAAAAAACGGUGGAGUGCCAACUGGCACUAG